UGCGGCCCUCAAAUCUUCACUCUCUUUCAACCUUCGCGCUUUCUCUCUCUAACCCAUAAACCCUAGCUUCUCUUUCACAAACCACCACCCCCCAUACAUUACACACACACACACACACACACACACCAUAUACAUAUAUAGUCACAGGCGAAUUGAUACCAACACAUAUGCACACGCAAUCUACCCACUGAAACAGAGUCAGCUCCAAUACAACAAUGGAUACUCUACCAGCUGAAAAUAUGAGACACCAUCAAAAUUUCACUGUUGCCUCUAUUUCUUUGCUUUCAUCAAACCCUCCAAAGCCUGUUUCCGGUCCUCUCUCCGCUACUUUUGGGUCUGCUUCCGGCUUCCCGGAGCUACAGUUCUUCCUAGACCCCGAGGGACAACACUCUCUUAACUUCGACCUUCGAACGGCUCAGCUCUUCAGGUUAGGUGAGGUUCAAUCACUCUGUGUAUCAGAAGGUUCUGAAACCAUCAAAGAGAAAACUUAUUCAAAGGGAGUCACUGUUCAAUUUAAAGAGGAGGAGGAAAGUAGCUCCUUCCAUGAUGCAUUUGAGCAAUGGAAAAAGGAAGUGGUUGUUCAAGGAUCAACUUUACCAAAUGGAACAGUUUCUUCUUCUAAAAGCAAAUUUGAUGAUAAAAUAGAAGCAUCUUCUGCUAAAAUGUAUUUCCAUUACUAUGGGCAGCUGCUACAUCAGCAAAAUAUGUUGCAGGAUUAUGUGAGAACAGGUUCCUACUAUGCUGCUGUCAUUGAGAACCAAGUAGAUUUUGCUGGCCGUGUAGUGGUUGAUGUUGGUGCUGGAAGUGGCAUACUAUCAUUAUUUGCUGCUCAGGCUGGUGCAAAACAUGUUUAUGCUGUGGAAGCAUCUGAAAUGGCUGACUAUGCUCAGAAGCUUAUUGCUGGGAAUCCUAUAUUGGGACAAAGAAUUACGGUUAUCAAGGGCAAAGUUGAAGAUGUAGAAUUGCCAGAGAAAGCCGAUAUAUUGAUCUCAGAGCCUAUGGGCACCCUGUUAGUGAAUGAAAGAAUGCUGGAAUCCUAUGUCAUUGCAAGAGAUCGGUUUCUCGUCCCUAAUGGAAAAAUGUUCCCCACUGUUGGAAGAAUUCACAUGGCACCAUUCAGCGAUGAGUAUCUCUAUGUUGAGAUUGCAAACAAGGCACUAUUUUGGCAGCAACAAAAUUAUUAUGGGGUUGAUUUGACAGCUUUACAUGGUACUGCAUUCCAAGGAUAUUUUUCACAGCCAGUAGUUGAUGCUUUUGAUCCAAGGUUGUUGGUGGCUCCUGCAGUUUCCCAUGUGAUAAAUUUUACUACUGUGAAGGAAGAGGACUUGUAUGAAAUCAACAUUCCAUUGAAAUUCAUAGCUUCUGUGGGCACUAGAAUACAUGGUUUGGCAUGUUGGUUUGACGUUCUCUUUAAUGGCAGCACCGUACAAAGGUGGCUGACUACGGCUCCUGGUGCACCUACAACUCAUUGGUAUCAACUGCGUUGUGUCUUGUCUCAACCCAUAUAUGUCAUGCCUGGACAAGAAAUAAGUGGCCAUCUUCACAUGAUUGCACACAGUGCUCAGAGUUAUACAAUUAAUCUCACCAUGUCAGCUAAAAUGUGGGGGCCUGGUGCUGAACAAGGAGGAAUACUACAAACGUCAAGCUGCAGACUUGAUCUAAAAGAGCCUUAUUAUCGAAUGUCUCAACCACAAGCCUACUCAGUGGCUCAAGAUCAGCAGCCAAAUCAGCUGUUACAAUCACAGGAUUUACAACUUCCCUCCCUGGAUGAAGACGGGUCGGAUUUCAUCCAACAACCAUCAAAUGAUUCCAGUGUCCCAAUCCGUUGAGGAAAGAUAAUAGUGAAAGGGCCCUGUUUGGUUUAGACUGGUUACCACCGGUUAGAAGGUACUUGCACUCAACCUUCCAUGGCUGGUUUUGGUUGUGAAUGGUUAGAAGGGUUGCUUAGCACUUCGGUUCACACAUUAAAACUAGAGGGUGGCAUAUGGGAUUAUCUCAAGAUGACUGAAUCAUUAAGGCUCUGAUGGAAUUAUACCCAUUACCCAUUUUGAAGGGUUAUUUUUGAUAGGAGAAAGGUCAUCAAUGGCCUCACAUUGCUGCAAUAUCUGGCCUAGUGCCAACCUUUACUUCUUUUAUUUGUUUCCAAUAAGCCAUCAACAUUUCGGGAUAUCAGAUGUUGGACCCGUUUGACGAUAGAGCCCUCAGAUGUUGGAGACGUUGGAUGUUGAACCAAAAGAUGUUUAGAUGUUGGAUGUCCUUUUUCUGUCACAUUAUCAGCUAAUUAUUCAUACGAUUCAUUUUCCUCGACUCUACUUUUUAUA
Messenger RNA from Cynara cardunculus var. scolymus (artichoke), 2321 nucleotides. RefSeq names its product probable histone-arginine methyltransferase 1.3. The coding region runs from base 216 to 1829 and encodes 537 amino acids. Lineage: Eukaryota; Viridiplantae; Streptophyta; Magnoliopsida; Asterales; Asteraceae. The record is from RefSeq and is a predicted model, not a curated record. Gene Ontology annotation, biological process: peptidyl-arginine methylation. The transcript is spliced from 16 exons. Gene Ontology annotation, molecular function: protein-arginine N-methyltransferase activity.